AUGCCCACUUGUCUCCUCACCAUCAGAAGGAGACGAACAUGUCAUUCCAGAGGUUCUCCCGUCCGAAAUACGACAUGCUAUCCGGUGAGAAAUUGUACGGCACCCGGUCCCGAUAGAAUAAGACCAGAACAGAAGAAGAAUCUUCCGCCAGUACUCAUCAACCCUCUGGCGAGGCUCUUUACAAGUUACCUGUCGGAAUGCAAGGUUAAACAGUGGAAGACCAGCAAGACCGUGUUGUUGUAUAAAAAGGAGAUCCACAUGACAUCAGCAACUAUCGCCCAAGCUGCUUACUGUCCGUCAUCUAUAAGCUCUUUACAACAGAGAUCCUUAAUAGGAUUGAAAAAGUUUUGGAUGAAGGACAGCCAUGCGAGCAAGCAGGGUUUCGAAAAGGAUUCAGCCCGAUUGACUACAUUCACCCUACCCCAUGUUUUGAAACUCAUCGAGGUAUCACGAGAGUACAAGAUGCCACUCUGUCCCACCUUCAUCGACUUGGAGAAGGCCUUCGACACAGUUGAGACGGAAGCGCUCAUGGAAGUCUUGGACAACCAAGGCGUCCCUACUCAGUACUAA
Messenger RNA from Necator americanus (New World hookworm), 570 nucleotides. RefSeq lists its product as uncharacterized. The record is from RefSeq and is a predicted model, not a curated record. Bases 1 to 570 code for a protein of 189 amino acids. Lineage: Eukaryota; Metazoa; Nematoda; Chromadorea; Rhabditida; Ancylostomatidae. The transcript has a single exon.